UCCCCAGGGGCAGGGGCUGCGGCGGCCGGGCCGCGGUGCGUCUGCAGCAUCCAGUUUUGGCGUCUCCAGCCCCCUGCGCGCCUCGGCUCCGUGUCUCCUCCCCCUCCCGCCCAUGUGGGGCUCCCACGGCGAGCCAACUCCGCGCACUUUGCCCCUCGUUGGCAGCGAAUAAAAGGGGUCAGAGGAAAUACGGGGCACGACUACCCACAGCCAGCUCUAGCCUUUAAAUCCCCAAGCCUGGGGGAGAUCCGCGCACAGCGAGUCUGGUCCCGGAUCCCGAGCGUGAGAUCCCGAGCUCCGCGCCCAGGACUGCAGCGCACGAGCGCACUCGGCAGCCGAGUCCGCGCAGCGACUCUCAACCCCGGGAAAGUGAUUCCCGGCAUCGGCGAGCCCAGAUGCCGGCCCACUUGCUGCAGGAGGAGAUCUCCAGCUCCUACACCACCACCACCACCAUCACAGCACCAGCGCCCAGGGUCUUGCAGAAUGGCGGGGGCAAGUUGGAGAAGAUGCCCCUCUAUUUGGAAGAAGACAUCCGCCCCGAAAUGAAAGAUGACAUCUUUGACCCGAGCUACCAGGACAAGGAGGGCCCGAGGCCCCAGCUGGAGUACGUGUGGAGGAACAUCAUCCUCAUGUCGCUGCUGCAUCUAGGAGCCUUGUACGGGAUCGUGUUGAUCCCUUCCUGUCAGCUCUACACCUGUCUGUGGGCAUUUUUUUACUAUAUCAUCAGUGCCCUGGGCAUAACGGCCGGGGCGCAUCGCCUCUGGAGCCACCGGACUUACAAAGCUCGGCUGCCUCUGCGCGUCUUCCUGAUCAUCGCCAACACCAUGGCCUUCCAGAACGAUGUCUUUGAAUGGUCCCGAGAUCACCGCGUCCACCACAAGUUUUCGGAAACAGACGCCGACCCCCAUAAUUCCCGACGUGGCUUCUUCUUCUCACACGUGGGCUGGCUGCUGGUCCGCAAACACCCCGCUGUCAAAGAGAAGGGGGCUCUGCUGGACCUGUCCGACCUGAAGGCUGAGAAGCUGGUGAUGUUCCAGAGGAGGUACUACAAAACCGGUAUCCUGCUCUUGUGCUUCGUCCUGCCCACACUGGUACCCUGGUAUUUCUGGGGGGAGAACUUCAUGAACAGCUUCUACGUGGCCACGCUCCUGCGCUACGCCUCGGUGCUCAACGCCACCUGGCUGGUGAACAGCGCCGCGCACCUCUACGGGUACCGCCCUUACGACAAGAACAUCAACCCCCGGGAGAACGUCCUGGUUUCACUGGGCGCCGUGGGCGAGGGGUUCCACAACUACCACCACACCUUUCCCUAUGACUACUCGGCCAGCGAGUACCGCUAUCACAUCAACUUCACCACCUUCUUCAUCGACUGCAUGGCUGCCCUGGGGCUGGCUUACGACCGGAAGAAAGUCUCCCCGGCGACCGUCCUGGCCAGGGUUAAAAGAACUGGAGAUGGAAGCUUUAAGAGUGGCUGAGAUCUGGGUCCCUGGGGUUCCUUUUCCAAAAGCCAGCGAGGCAGAGUUUUUUAAUGUUCUGUUUAUUAACUACUGAAUAAUGCUAUCAGGAUGCUAAAGAUGAUGACGUUAACCCAUUCCAGUACAGUAUUCUUUUAAAAUGCAAAAGUAUUGAAAGCCAACAA
Sorex fumeus (smoky shrew) is the source of this 1639-nucleotide messenger RNA. It is a transcript of the gene SCD, whose product is annotated as stearoyl-CoA desaturase. Gene Ontology annotation, cellular component: endoplasmic reticulum membrane. Gene Ontology annotation, molecular function: iron ion binding; stearoyl-CoA 9-desaturase activity; palmitoyl-CoA 9-desaturase activity. NCBI's taxonomy places the organism in Eukaryota, Metazoa, Chordata, Mammalia, Eulipotyphla, Soricidae. The record is from RefSeq and is a predicted model, not a curated record. The transcript is spliced from 6 exons. Gene Ontology annotation, biological process: response to fatty acid; unsaturated fatty acid biosynthetic process. The coding region runs from base 396 to 1475 and encodes 359 amino acids.